This is a messenger RNA of Hyposmocoma kahamanoa, 550 nucleotides long. It is a transcript of the gene Y-e, whose product is annotated as major royal jelly protein 1-like. The record is from RefSeq and is a predicted model, not a curated record. Lineage: Eukaryota; Metazoa; Arthropoda; Insecta; Lepidoptera; Cosmopterigidae. The transcript is spliced from 3 exons. The annotation marks the transcript as partial. Gene Ontology annotation, cellular component: extracellular region.
UCUCUGCAGGCAUACCCCGAUUGGUCAUGGCACACGGCAGGUCGUGGAGACAUCAACUGUACCGGACUUAUCUCUGUGUACCGUAUCCGAGCUGAUAGGUGCAACCGCCUCUGGGUCCUCGAUUCUGGAGUCAUCACCAGUCUUGACGAUUUCCGCCGUGUAUGUCCACCUAAGAUUCUUAUUUUCGACAUGGCUACCGAUCGUUUGGUACGAAGUGUGUACUUUCCACGCGAAUUGCUCAGGCCAAGUUCUCUGCUCACAAACCUGGUACUCGACGACACCCGGGCUUCCACACCGCACCGUCUAACCGCCACCUGUGAUAACAUCUUCGCCUACAUCAGUGACACAGUCGCUCCGGGAGUAAUCGUGUACGACGGCCGUCGUGACAACGCGUGGCGUGUGACUCAUGCAUCGAUGUACCCUGAUCCCGACCUCGGCGAAUACGACAUCAAUGGAGAACGGUUCACUCUUAUGGAUGGCAUAGUGGGACUCACUCACUCUCCUGCUCAGGGGUUACUGUACUACCAGCCUUUGGCUACUGACAGGUAAG